UAUGUAUGUGAGAAGUAUGAGGAGAGAGAAAGAAUAGGAUUUGACUUCAUGUAGAGAGAGAAAGAGAAGAAACAGAAGAAAAGAAAAGAAGAAAAGGUAAAGAGCGAGGUACAGGGCCGUGUGUUUGUGUGUACUUCUACUCCCAUGGAAGAAAAAAGAGAGAAGAAGACAUAUACAGCUGACAAACCCUAAUAAAGAGUUUAAACUACUUCAACAACAAAGAAGAAUUAAGAAGAAGAAGAAUAAGAGGUUUUGGAUAAUAGAAGUGAGGUACGUUAUAAAUUGGAAUCUUAAGAUAGGCCGAUUGUUUUGCCUUUUGUGCUCAAUGGUUGAGGUAACAGUGGAUCUGGAACUUAGUGUAUUAAACAGAGAUCCACGCGACAGCCGGAGGAAGAUUGUUUGUUUUGCGGAGAUAGUGCAACUCUAGAAUGUUCAGAAUCAAAGAUUGUUUUCUGGUUUUGGCUUGUUUUGGUGUCUGGCUUAUGUUGUGUAAAACUCAGCACAAUAUGCUCUGGCAUAAAGCUUUACCAUUUCUAUUGGUGCACACUAAUGAGUCUGAAGCCUUUGGCCUUGGAUUUUGGGUUGAAAUACUAUCUGGGAUGAACUCUGUUCCCUGUUCUGUGAAACUUGUUAUGUAAUCUUAGUUUAGUCAAUUCAUGUUUUAGAUAAUUAGUCUUUACUUGGUUCAGUGUUUGUAUCUUGUUGUUUUGAGAAGCAAUGGUACCUUCCGGGCCGACCCCUCCUAUUGGUGGUGCCCAGUCUGUUCCUCCUUCUCUUUUGAGAUCCAAUUCUGGUAUGUUGGGAGCUCAAGGUGGUCCACUACCUGGACAGACAGCUUUUCCUUCACUUGUCUCGCCUCGAACUCAAUACAAUAAUAUGAAUGUGCUUGGAAAUGUUCCUAACGUUUCUUCUUUCCUUAAUCAAUCUUUUGGUAAUGGGGUUCCAAAUUCUGGGCUUUCUGGUCCUGGAAGUGGCCAGCGUGGUGGUAUUGAUACAGGGUCUGAGUCAGAUCCACUUCCUUCUGUUGGCAAUGGAAUGAACUUUAAUGCUCCUUCAUCAACUUAUGUAUCACCAAAUAUGGCUAACCCUGGCUCUUCUGGUCAAGGUCAGGGUCAAUAUUCUAAUGCUUCUGCUAACCAGCUUUUAUCGGAUCAACAGCAGUCUCAGCAGCUUGAUCCUCAGAGUUUCCAACAUGGCCAGCCGCCAAUGCAACAGUUUUCUGCUCCUCACAAUACACAGCAACAGCAACAACAAUAUCAGGCUAUGCGAGGAGGCUUAGCUGGUGGACAGGUCAAGUUAGAACCCCAAGUGAACGAUCAUGGACAACAGCAGCUGCAAUCCCAACAACAACAACAGUUGCAUCCCUUGAGAAAUCUUAGUGCGGUAAAGAUGGAACCACAGCAACUACAGAGUAUGAGAAGCUUACCGGCAGUAAAGUUGGAACCCCAGCAUUCUGAUCAGUCUUUGUUUAUGCACCAACAGCAGCAGCAGCAACAACACCAGCAGCAACAGCAGCAGCAGCAACAACAACAACAUCAACAGCAACAACAGUUCCUCCACAUGUCAAGGCAGUCCUCGCAAGCUGCUGCAGCUCAGAUUAACCUCUUGCACCAGCAAAGAUUCUUACAAUUACAGCAGCAGCAACAUUUCUUAUCGACUAUGCCUCAGCAUCAGCAACGGUCUCAACUACAACAGCUUCAACAGCAAAAUUUGCCAUUGAGAUCUCCUGCUAAACCUGCAUAUGAACCUGGGAUGUGUGCAAGGCGUUUGACAAGUUAUAUGCAUCAGCAACAACAAAGGCCUGAAGACAAUAAUAUUGAAUUCUGGAGGAAAUUUGUCUCUGAUUUCUUUGCUCCCCAUGCAAAAAAGAAAUGGUGCGUUUCUAUGUAUGGAAGUGGUCGGCAAACAACUGGUGUUUUUCCACAGGAUGUAUGGCAUUGUGAAAUAUGCAAUCGAAAGCCUGGCCGUGGGUUCGAAGCGACAGUAGAGGUUCUCCCCCGGCUUUUCAAAAUAAAGUAUGAAAGUGGUACUUUGGAGGAACUUUUGUACAUUGAUAUGCCCCGUGAGUACCACAAUUCUUCAGGCCAGAUUGUCUUAGACUAUGCAAAGGCAAUACAAGAAAGUGUUUUUGAGCAACUUCGUGUUGUUCGUGAUGGCCAACUACGAAUAGUUUUCUCUCCUGACCUCAAGAUAUGCUCUUGGGAAUUUUGUGCAAGGCGUCAUGAAGAGCUAAUCCCUCGGAGAUUGUUGGUACCUCAGGUUAGUCAGCUCGGUGCUGCAGCUCAAAAAUACCAAACUGCUACUCAAAAUGCUUCUUCGAAUCUAUCACUUCCAGAGAUGCAAAAUAACUGUAAUAUGUUUGUGGCGUCAGCUCGCCAAUUGGCGAAAACUUUGGAGGUGCCAUUGGUGAAUGAUUUAGGCUAUACAAAGAGAUAUGUACGCUGCUUGCAGAUUUCGGAAGUGGUUAAUAGUAUGAAAGAUUUGAUUGAUUACAGUCGAGAAACAGGGACAGGACCUAUGGAGAGUUUGAACAAGUUUCCUAGAAGGACUAGUACGUCAUCUGGGGUUCACAGUCAAGCACAACAAUCUGAUGAACAGCUUCAACAGCAGCAACAACAGCAACAGCAGCAACAACAGCAGCAGCAGCAGCAGCAAGCAAUGUCCCAUAAUUCAAACGGUGAUCAAAACACUGUUCAAGGUACUAUGCAACUUGCUGCAAGCAACGGUGUGGCUAGUGUAAGUAAUGCUAUGAAUACAGCUUCCACAUCUUCCUCUCCAAGUACAAUUGUUGGGCUGCUUCACCAAAAUUCCAUGAACUCGAGACAGCAAAGUUCUUUGAAUAAUGCAAGCAGUCCUUAUGGAGGUAGUUCAGUGCAGAUUCCAUCACCCAGUUCUUCUAGUACGAUCCCACAGCCACAACCUAAUCCUUCACCAUUUCAGUCACCAACACCCUCGUCGUCUAACAAUCCUCCACAACAAACAUCACAUGGUGCCUUGUCAGCUGGUAAUCACAUGAACACCGCAAAUUCACCUGGAAAUAUCUCCAUGCAACAGCCUGCUCUUUCUGGUGAGGCUGAUCCGAGUGAUUCACAGAGUUCUGUUCAGAAAAUCCUACAUGAAAUGAUGAUGAAUAACCAUCUUAAUAAUAGCCCGGGAGGUAUGGCCAGUGUUGGAUCGAUGGGGCAUGAUGUGAAAAAUGUGAACGGUAUAUUACCAACGAAUAACAACACAGGUAUAAAUAAUAGCAACUGCCUAGUGGGGAACGGCAUGGCCAACGCUAAUUCGGGUAUGGGGGUUGCAGGGUUUGGAAAUAUGGGUGGUGGACUUGGUCAGUCUGCCAUGGUUAACGGAAUCCGAGCUCAAAUGGGAAAUAAUUCCAUGGCAAACGGAAGGGUAGGAAUGCCGUCCUUAGGUCGAGAUCAGAUCAUGCAUCAUCAACAGCAAGAUUUGGGAAACCAGCUGCUUAGUGGGCUAGGAGCUGUUAAUGGGUAUAAUAAUCUUCAAUUUGAUUGGAAGCCAUCCCCUUGAAAAAAAGCUCAAUGUGAACGCCAUUGACAUUGUGGUCGUUGAUUAUGGCUGCAUGUGCAGCCUGAGCAAAAUGACAGAAUUGCCCCUGGGUGGGUGGUGGCCCUGUGGAGACAUAGAUGAUCAAAAACAAGAGCUGCUGAUAUAUAUUUAACAGGGCUGCUCUCCCACUUUGUACUAAUCUCAAAUUUAUAUAUAAGAAAAGGAAAAUCUGGUGGCUGGUUUGUGUUGCUGAGGGCUAAUUUUUCUUGUGUUUUUUUUUGGUACUUCUAUAUAUUCUUUUCCUUUUUUUUCUUUUUUAAAUCUUAAUAUAUUACAGUAAUAGAUUUUGCACCUUCCACAGUCUCUUUGUUUUUCCUUGUGUUAGCGGAUUGGGCAGAGCAUAUGAUUGACCAAAAUAGUAUAUUACUAUAUUCUAGCAAAACAAGCUCUGUUUUUCUUUUGUAGCUUCCUAAAUAUUGCUCUAAUUCCAAAUUUAAAAUAUAUAUUUAUUUAUGAA
Messenger RNA from Cannabis sativa, 4024 nucleotides. RefSeq names its product transcriptional corepressor SEUSS. Gene Ontology annotation, cellular component: nucleus; transcription regulator complex. The coding region runs from base 718 to 3528 and encodes 936 amino acids. The record is from RefSeq and is a predicted model, not a curated record. Lineage: Eukaryota; Viridiplantae; Streptophyta; Magnoliopsida; Rosales; Cannabaceae. Gene Ontology annotation, biological process: negative regulation of transcription by RNA polymerase II; positive regulation of transcription by RNA polymerase II. The transcript has 11 exons.